AUGACUCAAUAUAUCCCUAUCUAUCUAUCUAUCUAUCUAUCUAUAUUCAUUGCAAUCAACCAGAAGUUGGAAAUUGUCAAAGAGGAAUCAGUUCGCUUUGAUUCAGAUGUUCCUGAGUUCAAGACUUCAGGUGGUGUACAUUCUCAAGCUGAUGGUAUGACAGUGACAGCACCCACUUUGAUGUGGGUGAAGGCAUUGGAUGUUAUCUUAGAUCAACUAAAAGCUGAUGGAUUUGAUUUUUCAAAAGUUGCUGCUAUUUCAGGAACUGGUCAGCAACAUGGAAGUGUUUAUUGGAAGAAAGGAGCAGAGACCAUCUUGAAAAAUCUGAAGCCAGAGCAGACGCUUCACCAGCAGCUAAAGGAUUGUUUCAGCAUUGCAGACAGUCCCAUUUGGAUGGAUGCAAGUACGAGCCGUCAGUGUCAACAGCUUGAAUCUGCAGUGGGUGGAGCUGAUCGUCUGGCUGAAAUUACUGGAUCCCGUGCUUAUGAAAGGUUCACUGGAAAUCAAAUAGCAAAAAUCUUUCAAAAUGACCGUUAUGCUUAUGAUGACACAGAAAGAAUUUCAUUGGUCAGCAGCUUUGGAGCUUCCUUGAUGAUUGGCAAAUAUGCUCCAAUUGACUACAGCGAUGGGUCUGGAAUGAAUCUGUUAGAUAUCAGGAAGAAACAGUGGUCUGAAGAAUGCCUGCAGGCCUGUGCUGAGAAAUUGGCUGAAAAACUUGGACCUGUGGUAAAGUCAACAGAGAAUGUGGGGAACAUCAGUCCAUACUUUGUACAGAAAUAUGGAUUCCUUGCUGAUUGUGCUAUCAUUGCAUUCACAGGAGAUAAUCCAGCUUCCCUUGCUGGGAUGAGGCUCCAGGAAGGAGAUGUAGGGGCCAGUCUUGGAACAAGUGAUACACUAUUCCUAUGGCUAACUGAACCUGAGCCUGCUCUGGAAGGUCAUAUUUUCAUCAAUCCUGUGAACAGUGAUGCAUACAUGGCCCUUCUCUGCUUCAAAAAUGGCUCUCUUACUCGAGAAAAUAUCCGUGAUGAAUGUGCAGAGGGAUCAUGGGAUAAAUUUACUAAUCAUCUGAUGACCACACCCCCUGGUAAUAAUGGCAAAAUUGGUAUUUACUUUGAUGUGAUGGAAAUUCAGCCAUUACUGAAAGGAAGAUUUCGGAUUGAUGAAGAAGAUCAGUGUGUUUCCUCUUCAUUUAAAAAUGAGGAAGAAGUACGAGCUGUUAUCGAAGGUCAAGUAAUGUCUCGAAGGGUUCAUGCAGAAACAUUAGGAUUCAAGAUUUUACCAAAAACCAGAGUUUUAGCCACAGGUGGUGCAUCUCAAAACAAAAUCAUCUUGAAGAUUAUGUCGGAUAUCUUAAAUGCUCCUGUUUAUACACAAGAUGUUGCUAACUCUGCAAGUCUUGGUGCAGCCUAUCAAGCAGCUCGAGGAUUGAUGGGCAAUGGAAAGUUCAAUGAACUGCUUGAAAAUCUUUCAGCCAUGACUUGUAUUGCUGAACCGGAUCCAAAGUCAAAAGAUAUGUAUACACAACUGUGUGCUAGAUACAAGAUGUUGGAGAAAAAAAUUUCUAAAACAGAAGACAGUGCAUAA
Molecule: messenger RNA, 1584 nt
Organism: Acanthosepion pharaonis
Lineage: Eukaryota; Metazoa; Mollusca; Cephalopoda; Sepiida; Sepiidae
Source: the annotation of a GenBank genome assembly